This is a messenger RNA of Oncorhynchus kisutch (coho salmon), 1105 nucleotides long. RefSeq names its product broad substrate specificity ATP-binding cassette transporter ABCG2-like. The coding region runs from base 63 to 986 and encodes 307 amino acids. The record is from RefSeq and is a predicted model, not a curated record. The transcript is spliced from 8 exons. Gene Ontology annotation, cellular component: plasma membrane. Gene Ontology annotation, biological process: transmembrane transport. Gene Ontology annotation, molecular function: ATP binding; ABC-type transporter activity; ATP hydrolysis activity. NCBI's taxonomy places the organism in Eukaryota, Metazoa, Chordata, Actinopteri, Salmoniformes, Salmonidae.
CUCUGUCUCCGUCUUCUCUCUCUCUUUCUGUCUCUCUCCUUCUCUCUCUCUCGGUGAGGAGGAUGUCUAAGCCCCAGAAUGGUGAGCCAGGCAGCCCAGCAGGAGCCCCAGCAGCAGAUGAUCCAGAGGUGGUGUUCCAGGUGCCUGGUCCAACCGUCUCCUUCUCUAGACUACACUACUCUGUCAUGGAGAGCAAGGGACUCUGCCACAAGACAGGACCUGAGAAACACAUCCUCAAAGAUGUCAGCGGCAUCAUGAGACCAGGGAUGAACGCCAUCAUGGGGCCAACAGGAAGUGGAAAAACAUCUCUCCUGGAUGUGAUAGCAGGUCGUAAGGACCCAGCAGGGUUGAAGUUUGGUCAGGUUCUGAUCGAUGGGAAGAUGGUGACCUCUGACCUCCGACUCAUAUCUGCCUACGUGGUGCAGGAUGAUAUAUUGAUGGGAACCCUGUCAGUGAGAGAGAACUUGUUGUUCAGUGUGAACCUGAGACUAGACCCUAGACAUUAUUCUACAGCUGACAAACAGCAGAGAGUGGACAGCAUCAUAGAUGACCUGGGUCUACAGGACUGUGCCCACACCAAGAUAGGAACAGAGUUCCUGCGUGGUGUGUCUGGGGGAGAGAGGAAGAGGUGCAGCAUCGGUAUGGAGCUCAUUACUUCUCCUCGUCUUCUGUUCCUGGAUGAACCCACCACUGGCCUGGACUCUAACACUGCUAACCACAUCAUCAACCUACUGCAUAGGCUGUCUAGAAGCGGUAAGACUAUCGUGUUCUCCAUCCAUCAGCCUCGUUACUCAAUCUUCAGCCGCUUUGACCACCUGACCCUGAUGCACCGAGGAGAGUUGGUGUACGCUGGAGCUGCUGGGAAGGCCCUGAGCUACUUCACUGACUUGGGGUAUCACUGUGAGCCGUUCAACAACCCCUCUGACUUCUUCCUAGACGUCACUAAACGGAGAGGCUCAGUCUACACUAGACAUCACUUCAUUUAACUAUGAUGAUAAGGAGAACUGUGACAACAGCAACCUUCUGGCAGUGAGCUACAGACAGUCAACUCAGUACCAGAGGGUGGUGGAGGAGCUGGACCAUUUGACCCAGGGUCUGGAGGGAG